Messenger RNA from Dreissena polymorpha, 2025 nucleotides. RefSeq lists its product as uncharacterized. NCBI's taxonomy places the organism in Eukaryota, Metazoa, Mollusca, Bivalvia, Myida, Dreissenidae. Bases 139 to 1488 code for a protein of 449 amino acids. The record is from RefSeq and is a predicted model, not a curated record. The transcript has 6 exons.
CUUAUUCUUUUGUGCGGCCGAAUACUUUACAACAAAAGGUUUAACUAAACAAAUAACCCUCAUCUGAUAAUAAAGACGGGUUUGUUUGAGUUGAGUUAAAGGUUUGCAAUGAAAAUCAAUUUAAGCAUUUAAGUCAAAAUGGCGGACCCCGCGUCGGGUAAAUUAGAGCUUCUAUUUGCGCACCUUUCUAUUAACAACGUGCAGAACGUGCCCUCACUAUUAAUAGAUGCUAUUGACGAGUUUCAAAACAUCAGAUCGAGCCUCAGCUACGAAGACAAGAAAACGGUCAAUUUCAUCAAGACGCUUUUACAGCACGUGGAAAGGCAAGAAUGGACGAUGGCGCGUGAGAAUUUAGAAGGUGCACAGAAGGCUUAUCAGGACUAUAUUGAGAAGCAGCAAAAACUAAAUAUACCGUCUGCAAACAGUUACACCGCUAUUCAUGGAAAGAAUAAAUCUCAAGGACAGAAGGCUUUACCGGCACCCGACAGACCAACAAGCGCGUUAGAUCGCAGUAAGUACCUGUUCAAAGAGGGAGUUACCUCCAUUCCAAAUGACCUGGAGCAAGACAGUUACCUAUUACAUAGUCAUCAGACCAGCAAUGCUUACAGGCGUAUUAAUUUGUGGUCGGCAAACCAUCGGGCGAGAACGCAAAUGGAAAAGAACAGUGCGGUGUUAAAUUAUGACGAACAAGGACCAAACGCCAGACCGGUAACGUCCAGUAAACAAAUGGAACGCACAAGCAUUAACGAUUAUCCUGGGAAAUACGCUUCUGAAAGAGAGAAGCCAAAGGAUGCGUUGACAUUAGCUUUACCUGACAGCACCCAUCAAAGCGGCGAAGAGUCGGACUCGGACCUCAACAGACCUUCUAAGAUAGCGGAGUCCUACACACGGCUGUAUGAGGAAGAAUGGCAUCAUGCAAUGACAAGUCUGAAACGUCAGGCAAUCAUUGAGGAGACAGCGAUCGAAUGCUUGCUGUACAUACUCAUGGAGGCAUACCGCCAGUGUUUAGACGAGGCAAGAUUGCAAGUGAUCGAAUUCGAAAACGCCGUUCUUAAUAUCGUCACAAGCGGGAAAUAUACAUUUAACGACAAAGAAAAACUAGGCAAGACCGGAAAUGCUAAGCACAUGGUGCGAUACAGACGAGAAGUGUCAGAUUUGGCCGUCAAGAGACUCCAAGACCUAUUCCUAAUGAAGACAUUGCCGGUGAUCCAUAGGCGAUAUGGAAUAAAAGCAGACAAUCCAAUGGAUACGUACGCUCGCCAAUGCAUAGCAGUAACGUGGAGAAUGGCUGUGCAAGAUCCAGUCCUAUACAUAAGUUCACAUGUCGAUCAAAACACGCAGCUUCAUCCCAACUAUUUUAAAUCGUAUAAGACUACUGGUUCUACAAUAAGAUACCUUGUUUGGCCUACCUUGUACUUGUACACAGACGGCAUUGUGCUUAGUCGAGGUGUGGCGCAAGGAAACGGACACUUGCAGAUCACUGACUGAAUAUUCUGGUAUUCAAUCUUUACCUACUGUAAUAGUAAAGACCUGCUAUACAAAUGUUGUUUUUAUGUUCUGUAAAUAAGUUAAAACAGUAUAUACUCAGAAAAUAGUGCAUGCUAAUACCGAGUUUAUGUUAUAUUGUACCACCACCAAAUUGGUACAUGACAUUGUAAAUGCAUGUUCCGCUUUAUCUGGAUUUUUGGUAAAAAGAGACUUCCUAUAAACGUAAUUUUCAUAAAAGCGGAAAGUGUCGUCCCUUAUUAGCCUGUUCGGACUGGGACAACACUUAAUUCAAAUGCGUCCAGUUGUUGUGACUAAACGACGAAAGCUGCUACGUAAGAUGAAGCAGACCAGAGCUCAAGGCAAGUGAUAAUGGAUCGCGUGCCAUACCCUCCAGAGCUCAAGGCAAGUGAUAAUGGAUCGCGUGCCAUACCCUCUACGUCGAGGGCGUUCAUUGUUUGAUAAGGGGCACGAUGGGGGAGAACUAGGGAUUCUUUCAUGGAAUUAGAUUGCACUCACAAACUGUAUUUGCAACCUUAA